GCAGAAACUCAGCGGGGUCCAAUUCCCAAGUGGGGAAUACUGCAACAACCGCCGGUUGCCUGAUGGCGGAUGACUCGGAGGAGGAGUACGAUGAUGAGUUCGCCGACGACGUUGAUGAAGAAGUGGAGGAGGAAGACGAGGAGGAGGCAAAGGUUCAGCAUGACGGCUUCGUGUCCGCCAUCUUCACCACAGCCUCAGGCUCGCAAGUGCCUGUGCCCACGGUGCUGGCGCAGGAUGGGGCGUCCAUCUGGGCCGGAGAUGCCUACGAGUGGGAGAUGAAGGCCGCUUGCCCGGCGAAGCUGGCGGAGGUGCCGGCGCACCUGCAGGGCGGCACCCUGCUGCAGUGCCCCUCAGGCGCUGUAGGUAGUCCCCACUCGCAGCUGGUGGUGUCCUGUGCGCGGACUGCGCGGCUCUAUGUGGUGGUGGAGGUGCCUGCGGGCAAGAGCACUCCCUGCGCCGCAAGAGGCACCCUGGCAAGUUGCUUGGCCAGUGGCCAACGCUGGCUCGCAGAGGGCGAGGCGGCGCCCACUUGGAUCGAGGAGACGGAAGGCCGCCCCAAGCGCCCGGAGCUGCUGAUGUUCAGCACCUUUGCGCCGCCCAGGGCGCAGCUGCACCUGCCCCAGGCCUUUGCAGGCUUGGGCCGCGCCUUCGUGGUCGCCACGCCAGUGGUGCCGGGGGAGCUGGCGGCCACGAUCACUUCCAGCGCUCAGCUGCCCUUUGAGCAGGCGGCCAUGGAUGAGGGCGUGAUGCCCUGGCUGGACCGAGACCACCAGUACUGGGACAUCCCGGAGUUCAUGAAGCGGGGCAUCCUCUUCCAGGGCCUCUUCAAAGACGUGGCGCCGGGCACCACACUCACGGUGCGGCCCAACUCCGCCGCCCAGGUCUUCGUGAUCACGGAGCGGCGCUCAGGCACGCCAGCCAAACCCAGCUGGGCGGAAGACCUGGCGCAGACUUGGCAGAUGGAGGAAGCGGCCCCCCGGUGGCACGACCGGCCCACCAUGCGCAGCUUCAGCAGGAACUGCCCGGCCGGGUGGGCGCUCACGUUGCCGCCCUGCCACGCCCCCCCGAGGGAGGGCCCCGUCUUCUCGGUGGUGGUGACACCUGUUCCGGGCCAGGCCACCGCACCGCUGGAGGUGUCCAGCUUCAAAGAGGAGUCCUUUUGCGACGUGGACCUCGCCAAGCUCGAAGAGGGCGCGGCUCUGCGGCGACGCAACUCGGAGGUGGACGAGGCCGUGCUGGGCACCUUGGAGGAGGUGCCAGGGUGGAUGCACGGGACACUGGUGCGGCCAAAAGAAGACGGGGAGCUCCCUUCGCGCUUCGCCGUGCGCUGUGCCGGCUGCUCGGUGGUCUAUGCGCUGCUUCCGGCGCAUGCCAGCGCGUCAGUGCACAGCUCCAGGUGGGGCAAUGGCUGGGAGCCGCGGGAGGAGGCACCGACCUGGCAGCCCCAGGACGGGGGUCUGAAGAGCCGCCUGGCGGUGCUGGCGAAGCGGGUCUCGGCCAAAGAGCUGCUGGCGGUGCCCCCGGAAAUCCCCGAGGAGGUGCUGGCGCUGGUGGUGAAGCCGGACGCCGAAGCCUUCGAUGCCUCUGGGGAGACCAACCAUGGCCUGGAGCUAGCGCGCGCGCCUGUGAAGGAGACGGGCUUGGCGUGGACGGACCGGCAGAACCGCUUGGCCUGGAUCCCCCCGUGUAUGAACGGAGGCAUCCAACUGCGGGGGCCCCAUGAGCUCUACACCAGGCGGGAGAUGCAGCUAAAGCUUCGAGCUACCACGGCCUUCCGGGUCUUCGUGAUGAUCGAGGGGCAGUAUGAGUCUCUGGUGCCUCGCGACGGUGGCGGUCUCAUCAACCUCCUGCAGAGCGAGGGCUGGGUGUUGGACUCUGCGCCCACCCCCGCCUUUGGCGACGCCUCCAGCUGCCUGAAGCUGCUCAGCAAGCGCUGCCCAGAGGGCCAAGAGGUGCUGAUGCCCUUGUGCGGGAAGGUCGAGGGUGAGAUGCCGCUUCUGCUCAUGGUGAUGAUCGUCCCCUUGGGUCCUGAUCGCCUGGGCGAGGAGCUGAAGCGUUCCUUCGCGGCCUGGGACGCGGAGAACGAGCUAGGCAUCGGGCAACCGGCGCUGCAGGACCUGCUGGCGGCGCUGUGCCCGCAGUUGGACGAGCCCAACCGCAAGCUGGUGGUGCUGCAGGCGCUCACCACGCCAAAGGGUGAGGUGAGGAAGGCCAUGCCGCACGAGGAGUUUGUGGAGAAGAUCCUGUCCUUUGGCGCCGUGGGUGAGCGCGCUGCAUCGCCCGGAAGCCCUUGGGCAAUUUCGCCUGGAUGAUCCGUUGGAUCCUCGUCCCGGCACCUUGCCCGUUUGAUGUCAACGUUUGAAACCAGCAUUGCCCAGUGCCCGGAUUCCAGUUCUUUGGAGGCGCUUC
Effrenium voratum is the source of this 2409-nucleotide messenger RNA. NCBI's taxonomy places the organism in Eukaryota, Dinophyceae, Suessiales, Symbiodiniaceae. The record is from the annotation of a GenBank genome assembly.